CGACUUCCUGUAGUCGGGAAACCGGAAGUCAGUAACUUGCAGGAUGGUGGAGAGAUCUGAGAGUGUAGUAGGCUGGGAGAGGCCGUGUGGGGAGAGCAGGUAAGCAGUCAUGGAUUCAUUGGAUGCCAUGCUGACUGAUUCCAUGGAGCUUGGGCCCUGUGUGGUGAACAAUGGGACACGUAUUAUGGAAGAAUGUAUGUUGGGAGGAACUAGAGUCAGUCUACCUGAAGACCUGUUAGAGGAUCCAGAGCUGUUUUUUGAUGUUGUCAGUCUGGAUACAUGGCAGAACGUACUGUCAGACUCCCAACGGGAACACCUCAAGCAGUUCCUGCCCUGCUUUCCUGAAGACAACGCUAAUCAGCAAGAACAGAUCAUCCAUGCUCUGUUUAAGGGGGACAAUUUCCGCUUUGGAAACCCUUUGCAGAUUGCACAGAAGCUGUUCCGUGAUGGACACUUUAACCCAGAAGUAGUGAAGUAUCGGCAGCUCUGUCUUAAGUCGCAGUACAAGCGAUAUGUGACUACUCAACAGCAGUAUUUUCACAAGUUGCUUACACAGAUUCUAGCAUCCAGAAAGGAGCUACUAGAUCUUGCCAGGAAAAAUGGCCCAGAUUUUGUGAUGAAACGAAAACCUGCCUCUUUAAGGAAUACUCCAGAAGAGCGGGAGAGACUGGCUCAGAGGCGAUACCUAAAGAUUCUGCGCGAGGUGAAGGAAGAAUGUGGAGAUGGCGCCUUGUCUUCUGAAGAGGAAGAUCUGAGCUCUUGGCUCCCUUCCUCUUCUACCCAUUCACCAAGUGUUGGAGUUCCAUUGAGAGUUAUACCUACACUUUCCACGCAGGAUAUGAAGACAGCAGACAAACUAGAACUUGACAACCGUGAUUUGAAGCUACUGUUAAGACGACAUCGGGAGAAAAGGAAACGUCAGCCGGAUCAUCCAGACCUAAUGACAGACAAUGUGACCAUGGAUGAUAUCAUGACUCGGGCUAACGCUGGUAGGAAAGGAUCACUUGCAGCCCUUUUUGAUCUGGCCACCAUAAAGAAACGAGUGAAGGAGCGAGACAAGAAAAAGAAGAUGAAAGUCAUCAAAACAGAAGUAGAGGAUUUCCCAGAGCCCCCCGAGAGAACUGACCUGCUGCCUCCGCUUUUGCCGCCAGAUAGCCCUCCGAUGACCUUGACAGCAGUGAAGGAAGAACCUUUAGAGGACGUAAAACCACCUCUUCCAUUCAAUGAAAUAUCUGCAAGUUUCUUCUGCCUGCUGCUGGACAUACUAAUGAUGGAGGGGCCUUGCAGCAUCCCCCUUCUAGAAGAUAAGGUUGCAGAUUGGCAGUCAUCGCCAGCAAGCACAUUAAAUAGCUGGUUCUCUGCUGCACCUAAUUGGUGUGAUCUGGUGCACUCUGCACUUUUUUACUUGAGUGGGGAGAGCAAAGGAGCCUCUUCCAGCUUUGCUCCUUUUGUGGAAUUCAGAGAAAAGACCCAGCAAUGGAAGUGUAUUGGAUCUUCACUUGAUAAUGAAAAGGAGUUGGUUGCUCUUUUUCAACUCUGGCUAGAGACAAAAGAUCAGAUAUUUUGCAAGGAUAAUGAAGACAGCAUUGAUUCAACUACUCCUGUCCCAAGGGUUAGGACUGAUUUCAUUGUGCGCCCAAGCUCUUGGGAUGAGAAGCGCGUGUUUCAGGAGCAGGAGCGGCACCGUUACAGUCAGCCUCACAAGGCCUUCACGUUUCGCAUGCACGGCUUUGAGUCUGUUGUGGGUCCUGUCAAGGGUGUUUUUGACAAGGAGACGUCGCUAAAUAAAGCUCGAGAACACUCACUGCUGCGCUCUGACCGCCCUGCUUACGUCACUAUUCUCUCCCUUGUACGUGAUGCUGCUGCCCGACUCCCAAAUGGAGAAGGAACACGUGCUGAGAUAUGUGAGCUUCUGAAAGAUUCUCAGUUCCUGGCACCUGAUGUUACCAGUGCACAGGUUAAUACCGUGGUGAGCGGAGCUCUCGAUAGACUGCACUAUGAGAAAGAUCCCUGCGUCAAGUAUGACAUUGGGCGUAAGCUGUGGAUCUAUCUCCAUCGGGAUCGUAGUGAGGAGGAGUUUGAGCGGAUACACCAAGCUCAGGCCGCAGUGGCCAAAGCCAAGAAGGCUCAACAGCAGAAGCCAAAACCUCCAGCUAAAGUGAAAUCUAGUAAGGAGUGCUCCAUAAAGAUCAGUGGAACACCAGAGCCCGGGCAACUUAAUCUAAACGACUCAAGCAGCAUGCCUGCAACUCCGGGCACUCCUGGGACCCCAACCCCACCAGCACUACCAGCAACACCAAUGUCACCAACAUCUGCUGCUGUCAGCAAGAUAGUCCCUAGCACCGUUGCAGAGACACCCAAACCCAGCCCAAGCGUUCUCCUGGUGUCCUCUCCAACCAUGCCACAGCUGAGCACACUGCUGUCUCCAUCAGUUACAAGUCAGACAGCACCAGUGACACCAACACCUGUACGUACAACUGCGCUUUCUUCGACUUCUGGACUUCCCCAAGUGCGAAUAGUGACUACCUCUACAGGAAUACCUGCAACUGCGCCUGCUGCUAUUGUGACACAGCCUCUGUCCUCUGCUGUAUCUCACAUCAGAUUGCCGGCCACAUCCACCCCCACUCCCACCAAAGUCUUCACACAAACUCAGAUGGUGACAAUGCCAGUGAAAGCGCCAACUAGUGUUUGCGCUCCUGCCACAAGGCCGACAUUACCCACUCAGGGCGGCAUCACUGUUACUGCACUGAGCUCUGCUGCUGGUGCCGCCUCCAAGUCAGUGGUUAGCUCCCCGGGAGGAUCUGGUCCGACCAUCCUCCAAAGCAUUACUGGUCAGAGUAUCAUCAAACAGGUGGCACUCUCUGGGCAGCUAGGAAUGAAAGCACAGGCUGGAGCGAGCCUUCCUCUUUCAACAACCAACUUUCGCAUCCAGGGCAAGGAUGUGUUACGCCUGCCGCCUUCUUCCAUUACCACAGAUGCCAAGGGCCAGACCAUCCUGCGCAUUACCCCCGACAUGAUGGCUACGCUGGCCAAAUCCCAGGUUACUGCUGUGAAGUUGUCUCAGGAGCUUUUCACUGCAGCACCGGGUGGCAGCUCAGGCAAGGGAUUAUUACACAUGGCUUCCAAUCCUUCCUCACCUUCUCCUCCAGCUACUAUCAAGGUUAAUCCGGAUAUUAAGCCAGCAGAACCAAGCACCUCUAGUUUCAGACUUAUGCCAGCCUUGGGGGUCACUGUAGCUGAUCAGAAAGUAAAGGCAGCUUCUGCUAGUGACUCUAAACCCCCCACUACAAUACGGAUUGUUCAAGGACUUGGUGUGGUGCCCCCAAAGGCAACAGCGGGACAGAGUAUUACCGUGUCUGCCAAGCCAAUCUCUGUUGUUUCUAGUAAUGUGGUUAGUUCAGUCCAAACUGCCACCACAGUAAGCAUACCAACUAUAAACAGCAUGGUAACCAAACCUGCACCAACUGCGCUCACCAUGGGCACCACCACAGUACGGCAAUUCCCUGUGUCUACAACUCAACAGGGCAAACUCCCAGCCCGUAUCACUGUUCCCCUGUCUGUGCUCAGCCAACCCAUGAAGGGGAAAAGUGUGAUGACUGCGCCAAUCAUCAAGGGAAGCCUUGGUGCAAACAUUAGUGGUUUGGGACGAAACAUUAUCUUAACAACUGUACCAGCUGGAACAAAACUUAUCGCUGGUAACAAGCCAGUGAGCUUCCUGACAGCUCAGCAACUGCAGCAGCUCCAGCAGCAGGGCCAGGCAACGCAGGUUCGUAUACAGACCGUUCCAGCCUCGCACCUUCAACAGGGAUCAUCGCCUGUGUCUUCCAAAGCAGUGUCUACUGUUGUUGUGACAACAGCUCCCCCUCCCAAACCGACCCAGGAGCCGCAGUGAGAGCUUCACUGGUUCAUCCUGGAGGACUCAUCUUGGUAUUUUCCUGCAACUUGGAGGAUUUAUCUUCCUGGAGUUUCCAGUGCUUUGCAGAUCCUCAUCCUGGAGGGCCCAGAACAUUGCAGUCCCUCAUUCUGGAGGGCCCAGAACAUUGCAGUCCCUCAUUCUGGAGGGCCCAGAACAUUGUAGUCCCUCAUUCUGGAGGGCCCAGAACAUUGCAGUCCCUCAUCCUGGAGGGCCCAGAACAUUGCAGUCCCUCAUCUGCAAAACUACAUCUCAGCGUUUAGAGAACAGUAGUGCACUUGGUUUCAAGCCACUUUUCCUCUUCCAACAAGUGUAACCUUUUAUCAACAAAGCCAGUGACAUUGUUAGGACAAACUAUAGGAAGCUAAAGCUGAUGUCUUGUCUGGCCUCUUCCCAUAAUCCUUUGUGUUUGUUUUCCAAGAUGGAACAUAAGAUUUGUUGUGGAACACCCCGCUGUUAACAUAAUUCUCAGCCUUUCUUGUGAAGCUGGUUUAGCUGUGGGGAAUGUUGUUUUUCAGACUUGCUUUUUAACAUCUGAUAUAUUUUUAUUUCUGCUGAAAGUCUAGUAAUUUAACAAAUGUUUUAUAUGUGUGAGAGAGAGUGAGCAUGCACGCAUGAAUGAAGAGUUUCUAUUUAAAGCUGUAGAAACGGUAAAAAAAGUAAUAUGCUCAAAAUUUAAAUUAUAUUUAAAAAGUGAAAAUUACUUAGAAGUUCUUGUUAAUAUGUAUAGCAUAAGCUGCUGAUUUCUGUCCAAGGAAGACGAGAUGCAGGUAGGAAGUCCGGCACUUUAUAACAGUGGAAUAUUUGUGAGUGAUCCGUUGUUCGGAUUUAUUUGGCGUUGUUUGGAUUACGGAGGUUUGCCUGUUCUUCAUCUAAUAUAUUAUUUAUUUAACUCUCCAGCGUACAGCCUCGCUAAACCAAACCUUAUCAGUCAUAGGUGAUAAAUAGAAUAUAUUAUCCAACUUAAUGACUGUAGCACUCUGUGACCAGGAGGAUUAUUGGUCACUGCUUAUCGGUAUGUUAAAGGGAUAUUAAAGUCAACAAAAAUCUCCCUGUAAAUUUUAAUUAAGAUCUAUUAAACAACGUUGUAGUAUA
Bombina bombina (fire-bellied toad) is the source of this 5008-nucleotide messenger RNA. RefSeq names its product nuclear factor related to kappaB binding protein (gene NFRKB). The record is from RefSeq and is a predicted model, not a curated record. Bases 110 to 3892 code for a protein of 1260 amino acids. The transcript is spliced from 26 exons. Gene Ontology annotation, cellular component: Ino80 complex. Gene Ontology annotation, molecular function: protease binding. NCBI's taxonomy places the organism in Eukaryota, Metazoa, Chordata, Amphibia, Anura, Bombinatoridae.